Molecule: messenger RNA, 1140 nt
Organism: Trichogramma pretiosum
Lineage: Eukaryota; Metazoa; Arthropoda; Insecta; Hymenoptera; Trichogrammatidae
Gene: sinu
Exons: 2
Coding region: 302-961 (219 amino acids)
Biological process (GO): septate junction assembly; regulation of tube size, open tracheal system
Cellular component (GO): septate junction; membrane
Source: RefSeq, a predicted model, not a curated record
CUAUAAAGAUUCAGGAUUGCUCGUGUCAUGACUUUUAUAUAAUAUGUAAACAUGCUCUGAGGGGCUAAUUGGUACAAACUCAAUCUUGGGCGUGGUAAACUCUGUGCACUAUUACUUCCAUUGAACUGUUGACAGUCAUGCAAGACUAUCCGAAUUGAGCUCAAAGUAAUUUUAUAAAAUUCGAGAAUCAUUUUAGUUAUAAAAAUGAAUUACUAAUUUUGUGCAGUGACAGAGUUGAUUGUAAUUUAAAGUGUAAAACUUCAGUACUGAAAUAUACCCAAUCUUAAGAAAAUUUGUAAAAAUGAAGAAAAGAUCUUUAGCUGGUAACGUUGGGAUAGGGAUAUUUUCAGUUGGAUUUAUUUGCAUUUGUGUAGCUUUUUUUACAUCAUCUUGGGUUGUCAGUGAUCCAAGGAUUACUAACUCUCGACUUGAAACAAUUGGUUUAUGGAGACAAUGUUUUAAAUCACUGCCAGAUCCUGUCAGGGCAGAUGCACCAAAACGAUAUUUUGCUGGUUGUAGAUGGGUUUAUGAUCCUUUUACCACAGGAUAUUCAGAAUUAAUAGGCUUUCUAUUACCACCAUUCAUGAUUGCAACACAGUUUUUUGCUACGCUCUGCUUUUUAGCGUGUGUAAUAUCACUCGGCCUUAUAAUAUUGUACAGUACAUGCUAUGAUCCAGAACAAAAGUAUUACUUGAGGUUGAUUAUGAUAAUCGCUCUACUACAAAUAUUUGGAAGCAUUAGUGGUUGCAUUGCAGUAAUUAUUUUUGCAAUGAAUGGCAACAAAAGCGGAUGGAUGCCUGGACACGAAAAUAACUAUUUUGGUUGGUCUUUUGCACUAGGAGUAAUUGGCAGUAUUCUUGGUUUAAUUGCUGGAAUCCUCUUCUAUGCUGAAUUAUACAUCCAAAAAAAGAAAAGAAAACAUUUGAAAGAAUCUCAAUCAAGAUUUCCACUUCAAUCAUAAUUAUAAUUGAAUAUGAGAUCAUGAAAAAAAAUUCGUCCUUUUACAUUCUAUUUUAUAUGUAAAAUGUAAAAAUUGUGUAGUACAAAAAAUUAAUCCGUCCAUUCACUUAUUUUGUAAGUUAAAAACUAUAUAUUGUAAAUCGCAAAAUAAAAAACUAUCCGUCCAUUGUUUUUUACUUU